This is a messenger RNA of Adelges cooleyi (spruce gall adelgid), 885 nucleotides long. RefSeq lists its product as uncharacterized. Gene Ontology annotation, cellular component: centriole; non-motile cilium. Lineage: Eukaryota; Metazoa; Arthropoda; Insecta; Hemiptera; Adelgidae. Bases 233 to 709 code for a protein of 158 amino acids. The record is from RefSeq and is a predicted model, not a curated record. Gene Ontology annotation, biological process: cilium assembly. The transcript is spliced from 4 exons.
ACAACUGUUGUCUAUUAGGUACAGUCUAGUUACUACAUUUAAUAUAUUUUAUACUUACUUAAUUGUAGAAGUUACUUCGUACUUGACAUUUUGUUCCAUAAGUGUGGAUUUCAGUACUAACUACAAAUUAAUAGUUUUUGAUAUAACCGUAUUUGAAAUUUAUAAAAUUGGGUUCAGAAAUUGUAAGUCACCGACUGGCUCUCGACAAAAAUCACAAGGAAAUACUGUUCUAAUGGAGGUCGAUCCGGGCGAAGUCCAACGACAGUUGGAAGCAUUAGGUUAUGAAAACAUUGAACCGUAUUUACUACAACAUUUUAUAAAAGAUCUGAAGAAAUUAAUUAAGUAUGAAAAAAAACACGAGGACAAAGAAAACACAUCAACGGUCAAGACAAGUACAACCAAUAAUAAAUGUAUAGAUGCAAAACAGAAACUACCCGUUCCAGAAACAAGUUGUAAAAACUGGUGUUGUAUAAACAAAAAUAAAAAUGUAUUCGAACGAUUGUCUUGUUCAAAAUCAGUUUCGUCUGUAGGAGUUCAAACGGAAGAAAAUUAUUCAAAAUAUUCAGUCAUCUUAAGAAAAAGACCAAGGGGUCCUGUAGCACUUCACCAGUUUUACCAGUUGGAGUGGCGCAACCAUAAAGCACCGGGUGAAAAAAAACACGAUCGGCUUAGGUGGACAAUCAGACAAAAUAUGAUGUUACGUAAAUAACCCAGCUAAGUUAUUAUUGUUUAGAUAAUAAUAAUUUAAAACUAAACUAUAUUUUUGUUUAUAGAAAAUGUUUUUUUUAUAUAUACACAAUACUUAAACGAUCGAUUGUUUUAAUUUUAAAAAUAAAAAAUAUACAACAAAUGUUAUCUAGAUAUGUAUACGAGGUAUUCAAAUUA